AUGACCAAUGCCACCAUUCAGGAAAUUGAAGGUAUUGAUGAUUAUUGGGGCCCAGCAUUUAGAUCUGUUUAUGAAGGAGAAGGGGGUCACGAGGCAUUUCUCCAGCAGUUGGAUGAGAGGAUCAAGCAACAUGACAAGGAAAUUGAAAAGCUCUGCAACUUCUAUUAUCAAGGUUUUAUAGACUCUAUUCGUGAAUUGCUAGAAGUAAGAUCUCACGCUGAAGAGCUCCACGCUGAGAUAUCCAAUGUGGAUGCCAAUGUAAAGGAGACUGCUGAUGGCUUAUGUGUACGUGCUGAAGAACUUCUUAGGGCAAGACGAGUAGAGUUAAAUAUAGCCUCAACUAUUGAGAAGAUGGAAUUAUGUUUACCCCUACUUACUACAUAUUCUAAAUUGAAGUCCCAAGUUGAAGCUAAAAGAUAUUAUCCUGCUCUAAAAACUUUAGAGCAAUUGGAGCAUGUGCUACUGCCACGAGUAGGGCCUUACGUCUGGUGCUCUCAGAUAACUGCUGAUAUACCAAAACUGAGGCAGGCCAUACAGGAUGCCUCUAUGGCUGAUCUUCGCGACUUUCUUGAGAACAUUCGCCGUGUCUGUCCACAGGUUGGUGCACUGGCUUUGAAGCAAACCCAAGACAUGCUCGGGAGAAGUUUAGAAAACAUUAUCAAGAACAAAAAAGAUAUGGCAACCCUAGGCCUAUCGACAUCUGAACACAGUGCCCCACAGAGUCCGCAUGAACUGGUUGAUUUCAGUCCACUGUAUCGCUGUCUACACAUCCAUACUGUGCUUGGUGCUCAAUCAGACUUUAUACAAUAUUAUCGAGCUCAGCGCAAGCAACAAGCGCGUCUCGUAGUAAUUCCUGCGGCUGGCAAUCUGCAUGAUUCUAUCCAAAGCAUGAAAAGCUAUCUCAACGCUGUCCUCGGAUUUUUCAUUCUGGAAGAACAUCUUUUGACUACAGGCGCCGGUUUGGUGUCGAUGGAUUGGUUGGUGGACACUUGGAGCGCUUCGUUGAGCGCCGUCGCGGGGACGUUGCGCACGAACACGGCCCUCGUCACCGACCCCACCCUUAUGCUCAGCAUCAAGCACCAGAUUGUGCUCUUCAUUAAUGCUCUAAAAUGUUACGGCCUGUCGUCGGACCCGCUGCCGCAGUUGCUGCAGGAAAUGGCAGAGCAUUACACAGAGGUGCUGAUGCAGCGCUGGGUCGUUGUUUUCAGGGACGUUCUCGACAACGCCACGUUCAAGCCCAUUGAGGUUGAGACUCAAGAGCAAUAUGACGGAGUUAUGGAUACUUUUCCUUAUGACGGAGAUGAGUUGGAGAUGCAACCGUUUCCAAGAAAGUUUCCAUUCUCAUCCAUAGUCCCCGCCGUAUACGUCCAAGUGAAAGAGUUCAUUUACGCGUGGCUCAAGUACUCCUGCGGGCUGGGACUGGGCGGAGGACGACGGGCGGCGGCCGCCAGGCAUUCCGCGUCGCUACUGCUCAGUCGCUCUUUCACUGGAUGUCUCUCUGCGCUCUUUCGGCGCUCCUUGCCUCUUAUGCAGCUCGUACAGAUAAUUAUGGACACACAAUACCUGGAGAGUGCGACGCCAUACCUCUAUGAGUUCAUCAGCAACAUAACUGGCUCCGAACUCGUCUCCACCCAGCAAGCUGGCAGUAUGUUUCAAGCGGCACGCGAUGACGCAGAGAGACAGAUCUGUGAGAACCUGCAGCAGAAGGUGGACGAGUUUCUCGACCUCGAAAACUACGAUUGGUCGCUCGUGGAACCGACCGGGCAGGCUUCGUCCUUCGUUACCGAUAUGCUGGGUUACCUCUCCGGAGUGCUGGCGUCCCUGGAGCAGCUACCUCAGCGCGCGCGCGUCGCAGCCGUGCGGACCGCGACCACUCGCAUAGCGACCCGGUUGCGUAACUUGCUGCUCGAGCCGGCGGUUCGGCAGGUGUCGUCGGGGGCGCUGCACCAGCUCGACCUAGACGUGAUUCAGUGCGAGCAGUUCGCGGCCAGCGAACCCGUGCCAGGUCUUCGCGAAGGCGAAUUGCUGGAGCACUUCGCUAGUCUGCGGCAACUUCUGGACUUAAUAACGAGUUGGGACUGGUCCUCUUAUCUUCACGACAUCGGCUUAGAAAACGGUAAAUACGCCUUAGUCCCGCCGCGGGACGCGGCCACCUUGCUAGAGAAGCUCAGAGAAGCGGAACAGAAGUCUUCCGUAUUCUCCGUCUUGAAGAAGAACGAAAGGGACAGGAGGAAGUUGCUAGAUACGGUUCUAAAACAACUUAAACAGUUGCACAAUCAAGAUGGCUAA
This is a messenger RNA of Leptosia nina, 2289 nucleotides long. Lineage: Eukaryota; Metazoa; Arthropoda; Insecta; Lepidoptera; Pieridae. The record is from the annotation of a GenBank genome assembly.